UAUUUAUUAAUAUAAUGCUCUUAAAUUGAACGUACACUUAAUCCCCAGUGCCCUCGUAAAGACUGGGAGGGGAGGGCAGCGUGCGGGAGGGGGGAAGAAGAGGAAGGGGGGAGCGAGCCCGGGUCUGAGCCGGGCAGAGACCAGCGGCUGGCUGGGAGCCUUGGGGAAGCCCCCGCACUGUCGCCUCCUGGCCCAGCCGCCCGGUCGCUGGUGACAGAGCCCAGUCUGCCCGGGGAAAGCCGAUCCUUGCGCACCGCAGAGCGGCACCGCACGGCUCCGCUCCGGCCGCACCCGCGCUGCCAGCGCCCCCUCCCUCAUCCAUCCUCCCCCCAGCUCAGGAGGACGGGCGGCGGCACCGCAGAGGCGGCCCGGCAGUGCCGCCAGCUCCCGGGCGGCGCAUCCCGUCCCUCCUCGGGGAGCCCCGCAGGAGGAGCAGGGCAGGGGGAGCGCCCUGCGUCCCCGCCAGGUUCCACCUCCAUCGGCGAUGCCGCCAGCGCCGCGUCCACCCCCACGCCGGGAGGGUGCCGCCGGGCUUUGCUGAGGUGAGUGGUCACCUCCGGCCGGCUCUGCCUGUCCCCGAGCCGGGACAGGGCUCCGCGCUGCGAUGUCCCCGGCCGAGGCGUGCAGCCCGCUUCGUACAGGACAGGAGCGCUGGGGGCCGGGGAAGUUUCCCUGCGGAACCAGCGCGGCGAGAGGCGGAGCAGCCGCCCCGGAGCUCCAGCUGCCGUAGGGUAAUUCUCUAAUGGACCAAUGAAAGCCAACGAUGACAAGUUGUGGUCAACAGUCCUUGAAUGUGCUGAUCGUUCUGCUCUCAUUACUCUUGUCAGAAGUGUUGUCCGCGCAUUUUCGGGUCUGCGAACCAUACACGGACUACAAAGGUCGCUACCACUUCGGUUUUCACUGCCCCCGUCUUUCUGACAAUAAAUCUUACAUCUUUUGCUGUCACCAUAACAAUACAGUGUUUAAAUAUUGCUGCAAUGAGACAGAAUUUCAGACUGUUAUGCAGAUGAACUUAACAGGGAAUGCAGAUGGAUAUAUGCAUAACAACUACAGUGCACUGUUGGGAGUGUGGAUCUAUGGCUUUUUUGUGGUGAUCUUACUGAUACUGGACCUUUUAUAUUACUCUUCAAUGAACUAUGAUAUUUGCAAAUUUUACCUGGCCCGCUGGGGAAUCCAUGGAAAGUGGAUGACACCGGGACAGAGCCGAUGGAUUAACCCUGCUCAGGACCCAAGACAGACACAGCCUCAGCCAGAGACACAGCCUCGAACAUCACAGACAGUACACACCUUAAAAGGAGAUGCUUUAAACCCACCCCUGGUGUCUUUUCAGAGUACAUCUGCCUGAAAAUUAUAUUGAUGUGCCUCAAAAUGGGAGAGGUAAGACCAGACUUCAAGGAGCAGCUUUCAAGAAAAUCAACUAAAUUACAAGAGGUGAAAAAAUUAUGGAUAAGCAGGAGAGAGAAAGACUACAAGAGGAAGACUGAGCAAGUCACCUGAAGACAGACACCAUUCAAACAACUUCUACAGGCAAAUUAUAUAGAAAGAGUCUCCAGGAGAAAGUAGUCUGUAAGCAAUAUUUUAAUUCUAGACUGACACUAUUAUCUCUGAAACGAAGCAUCAUAUUUGUGAAACUGCUCAGUAGGAAGAAAAUCACAUUGCUCUGGCAAAUCCACGCAAAGGUGGAAAACGAACUCAAGACAAACCUUAGGUAGAUAACUUUUCUUUGCCUCCCCAUCCAUCAAUUGCCAUUUGAGCCUAAUCUCAGCCUAAGUGUCAGAAUCCUGAAUGUGAGUUUUUCCAAAGUUCUCUGGUGAACAUUUUGUAACAAUAGGGUAGAUGCUGGUAAUCCACAUCGUUGUUAAUCAUAUUGUCCUAUGCAUUGCAAAGGUAAGCAAAGCCCUUUCAUUGAGUCAGACUGCAGGGCAAUUUCAACCAUAAAGCACAUUUUUAGAUCACUGGCAAUGACUCUGCUAAGAUUAUCCAAGCCCUUCUUAAAUUCAGGUUCUUGAAGAGGGCAGGUUUAUUAGGAUGCAACACUAUUCCAUCCCCAUACUCCUUGAAGCUAAAAGAGAAAGAAAAAACCCCAGCAAACUGUAUAUUCAAAAGCAAUAAUACCAUUGUCCCUCUGCUUUCCAAGACAAUAGUCAAAUUUCCUCAGCCACUGCCUGGCUGCAAAGUUUACCCCACACAAAUCUCAGAAUCCAUUUGUAAGCCAGAAAGGCAAUGACUUUGCCACAGAAGUAUGUGGAGCACUUGAUCACUGUGUUGCACUAGGUUGACUUAACUUUCCACAGGGCAGGGAUGUUUUAAAAUCAUACAGUACCAAUUACAUGAGCAAAUCCUGUGAAAUUCAGUUAUUUAAGAUAUUUGCAUGGAGAACCUCUCAGUGACAAGCAAACAGAGGAGUUCAUCUGGAAAUCAUAACACAAAGCCAUGAUAAUGCCAGUUUAAUCCUUCAUGUCUAAUAUUUUGUCCUGCAAAUCUCAAUAACUUUAAAAUAACCUUACAUUUUACCAAUUAACCACAACAUGAGGAACACAUUGUUAAUGAAUAAUCAAGUGUUCCUUUUGUAUCUCUUUGGCUGAAGGAAUUUUAGUUUUCUGUUGAACUCAAAGGGGACACUCUUCUCAGUGAUUUGAGUUAGUUCAUAGCUACUGGAGUUCAGGAUGGUAGGUGACUAAAACCAUGAAGGAAUAAAUAGUGUUGGAGGACCCAACAAGGCUGGACACUACAGGAGUGGAAGACCAGUCUUCAAAUAAAGACCAGUCUGAGUAGUAUGCCAACAUACACAUGGCCCUUUGCUUUGUAAACCAACAACUAAACAUGCCAGGUAUCACUGAGUAAGGGCAGGCAGUGCCUAAAAGAACAAAUUCACAGGUGGGAGUGCCACCCUGCAGGCAUGAAACUCCAUCCUGUCCCAGGACUCUCACUCAUCACACUCCCCCAACUUGUAGAGACCUAAGGGAGCUGCCACAGUGCAGAUGGGGUGUUACACCUUAGGAACUCUCCAAGAAAAGCAAAGCAAACUGAGUAGCUGGAGGUGAUGCCAUCCAUGCCAACAUCAUGUUCUUCCACACUUCGUCAUUGGCUCCAAGAUCCAUAACCCCUGCAGACACCCAAAAAAGUAUCCACAGUAACCAGUGUGGCACUCUGCAGUAACUGCUUUUACCUUCUUCCAGCACCUACUUUCAUUGUGAGGUGAUGACUGCCACAGAGAGCUUUGGAAAAAGCUUAUGUUCAUAAAGGAAUUUGUAUUAGAUACUGGUUUGUGUGACUUACUGUAUUUUGUAAGGGUUUUUUUCCCUUUGGGAAUUGUGCGUUAUUAAUGAGCAGUUUUAUGCUUUACUUCUAGUACAUGUAUACCUUGUAAUGGAUGUGCUUUUUGUUUAUUUGUUUUCUUUUAUUCUCUAUACAGAGCCAGUAAAUACAAGGUAGAUACUCUCUGGCUGAAAUUCUGAUUUUGCCUACCAAUUAAUUUAUGGAUAAAUCCAUGUCGUAGCUGGUGAACAAUUUUUCAUCAAUUGUGUUAUAAUCACCUGAUAGUCUCUCUAAUUUAGCAGAAUGAAAGAUACUGGAUAAGACUAAUGCCAGUUUGGGCCUUAAAUUAAAGGGAAAUAGUGCACUACAUAUUUUCCUACCAUCAUUUCAGCCCUUCUUCCUUGCUGUUGGGACACUGGAGAAGAAUACUGGCUACACAAACAGUCACCUGAACACCUCAUCCACCUCUGUAGCUGUGCUCUGACAUCCCCCUGCAUUUACUUGAUCAAAACUAUGGUGGACCAGAUAAACUGCAGUGAAUUUUUCAGUUAUUUCUGCAGAGAGACUGGUUCAAAUGCAAUUCUUCUCUAAAAGAAAUUAUCUGGACUAAAAUAAUUGUAUUUUUCUCUAUGUUCAUUCCAAUAUGUAUGGAAAAAUAAGGGAUCUUAAAUUAACACUUAAAAAAGUGCAUACUUUAUACCUCCCACGUGAUAAUGGCAGCUGUCUAUCUCAGUGGCUGUUAGAGACCUUCCUGCUCCAGAAGCCCUUCCCCUGCCCAAAUAAUUUCCUCUCUCCUGUUUCACUGAAAACUGUGUCCAACUUCUUAGUAAUUGCUGUGUAUAAUGUAGGACAUAAAAAGAUAAGUUAUAAAGCUUGUGCAGGACUCAGUGUUGUAAUUUAACCAUCUUUCGUGCCUGGUUAUGAAUUUUACAAAACACAGAGUGAAAAUAAUCUGGCCUCAAUGUAUAAUUCAGCAUAUUGUAGCAGCUAUUUUAGACACCUGUUUUUUUAUAGUUUUACUACAGCUGUAAUUUCUGUAUGAGCACUGUCCACUUGAAGAAGUGGUGAAGUUAACAUGUCAAAAUGAUUUUUUAAAGUCAGUUCUAUUCCACCACCUGUGACUGUGUAUGAAAAGUAAAGCAACAAAAACAAAACCUCAGCCACUUCUGGGAAGAAACACCUUUUCUCAGCUUGAAAAGUUCUCUUCUGUAAGACAGGCAUUUCUUCUAGUCCUUCUUUUACAAAAGUAGUAAAUUACUAAGGAGAUAAUAUAUAUACAGUACAAUAGUCUAUUUUGAUAGUCAGCAGACUAUUUUAGGCUAAUUAAGCUAACUAGACAUUGUAGGGUUGCAGUGAUUAUUAAUACAUUUAUGAUAAUACUGUUUCCAUAACACUUGGUGUUUGAAAUCAACAUGUGCCAGUGUCCAGUGAUUUGCUAAUCUAGUUUCUGUUCUAAUCCUGUCCUAUUUUUUGCAGCAUUCUCUGACUUCAUAUUUGAAUCAUGUUGUCUUUCUAAAGUGAUUGCCAAGCAAACCAAAAAUGUGUUUUACACUGCUAUUGCACUGCUCUGGUCUUUAUAUACAGUAGUUUUUAUAAAGAUGUCCUUAGGUUUUAAUAAAUGAGUGUAAUGCAAACUAAUCUCUGUAAUAAAACUUGCUUUAGUGUUUCAAA
Messenger RNA from Passer domesticus (house sparrow), 4929 nucleotides. It is a transcript of the gene SHISAL1, whose product is annotated as shisa like 1. Lineage: Eukaryota; Metazoa; Chordata; Aves; Passeriformes; Passeridae. Bases 764 to 1345 code for a protein of 193 amino acids. The transcript is spliced from 5 exons. The record is from RefSeq and is a predicted model, not a curated record.